This is a messenger RNA of Aspergillus terreus NIH2624, 945 nucleotides long. Its product is annotated as alpha/beta fold hydrolase. The record is from RefSeq and is a predicted model, not a curated record. The coding region runs from base 1 to 945 and encodes 314 amino acids. Lineage: Eukaryota; Fungi; Ascomycota; Eurotiomycetes; Eurotiales; Aspergillaceae. The transcript has a single exon.
AUGGCCACCGCUCAUGCCCUUUCCCCAGGCCGCCACCAAUUCUUCUCUCCCCUAAAAAACCUCACCUUCGAAUACAUCGUCCACGGCCCCUCUUCCCCCUCUCCUUCCCCCUCCUCCCUAAUCACCAUCCAAUGUCCCGCCUGGGGCCUCGGAUCGCAAUACCUCCAGCACGGUCUGCGCCCAUUAUACACAACCCACAAACGCAUCUGUCUCUUCUUCCACCCCCGCGGAACAGGCCACAGCACGCGGCCCGCACACCCGCACGAAAUGACCAGCAUGCCGCAUCUCGCCUCCGACCUCGAAGAUCUGCGUCUCCACCUAGGACUUGACAGCUUCCCAGCACUCCUGGGCCACUCGAACGGCGGCGCGAUCGCCCUCGGCUACGCGGAGAUGUACCCGUGCCGGGUGCAGCAGCUCGUCCUGCUGAAUCACCAGCUGAUCGGGUUCGAGGACCGCGCGGAUCUGGAGGCCGUGGCGCGGCGCGACGAGCGGUACCGCGGGGCGCUGGAGACGGCGCGGCGGGAGUACGCGUCGCGCAAUAGCGAUGAGGAGUUUGCGCGGUCGGUGGAUGCGCUGUGGCCGGUGUACUUUUAUGAUCCGGGGCGGUAUGUGGGGGAGUUGCGUGCGGCGAUUGGGCCUGUGGCGCGUUCGCGCCUGUCGCUGUGGUGCUAUCGCGGGGUGUAUGGGAGUGAUGCGAGGCUUGAGCGGCCACAGCAGAUGGUGGAGGGGUUGGGUGCGGUGCGCGCGAAGACGCUUAUGAUCUUUGGGGCGGAUGAUCUGAUCUGUGGAGUGCGGAUCGCUGAGCGCACGAGGCUGGGUAUCUCCGACGCGCGAGUCCUCGUGUAUGAUCGCUGCGGUCAUUUUCCGUGGAUUGAGCAGAAGGACAGGACUAUGCACGAUAUCGUUGCAUUCGUGGAAGAGCCUACAACCAGUCAUCCAUGGUGA